This is a messenger RNA of Linepithema humile (Argentine ant), 1742 nucleotides long. RefSeq names its product putative serine protease K12H4.7. The record is from RefSeq and is a predicted model, not a curated record. Gene Ontology annotation, molecular function: dipeptidyl-peptidase activity; serine-type exopeptidase activity. NCBI's taxonomy places the organism in Eukaryota, Metazoa, Arthropoda, Insecta, Hymenoptera, Formicidae. Gene Ontology annotation, biological process: proteolysis.
GUUUGUCACAUUUAGCAGCGUUUGUUUAACGCGCUUUAAAAGCUGAACGAACGUUUUGUGCGUUACAUUUCGAAUCAUGAUCAUGUUAAACGUGUUGCUCGUUUUGUGCUCAAUCCAUCCCCUCGUGAAUGGAGUGGGUUUUCGCGGGUUCACUUAUAAAGGUCUGAAAGAGCCGGUAUCGUUUAAACUAAAUGCAGACAAAGAUGUAAUUGAGGGUUGGAUUAUUCAACCCCUUGAUCACUUCAACCACCGAAAUAAUCACACUUGGUCGAUGCGUUAUUACGAGAAUUCUGCGGUUCUGAAGAAAAAUGGUCCUAUUCUCAUCAUGAUCGGUGGAGAAUGGGAAAUAUCAAAAGGAUUUUUGCAAAGUGGAUUGAUGCACGAAAUUGCAACCACGUAUGGCGCCUUGAUGUAUUACACCGAGCAUCGAUUUUAUGGAAAGAGCAGACCAACAAAGGAUACCAGCACAGCAAAUUUGCAGUACUUGAACGUCGAUCAGGCACUCGCUGAUCUUGCUUAUUUCAUCGAAACGAAGAAGAAAGAGAAAAAUUUGGAAAAGAGUCCUGUUAUAGUAUUCGGAGGUUCUUACGCUGGAAAUAUGGCAGCAUGGGCACGGCUUAAAUAUCCUCAUCUUAUUCAAGGUGCUUUGGCCAGCAGUGCUCCAGUCCGUGCAAAGGCUGAUUUCUACGAAUACUAUGAGGUCGUGGCGAAAUCGCUCGGUAGAUACAGUGAAAAAUGCAUUGAAGAUGUAAAGACUGCAUUCGAAUCAGUAGAGGAAUUGUUGACUACGCAGGAUGGUGCUCAAAAACUUAAACUUUAUUUCAACUUUUGCGAUGUGCCUGAUGUAAAGUCCUCGAGUGAUCUUGGUUACUUAAUGAAUUUAUUAGCGGAGGUAUUCGCCGGAACCGUUCAGGGUGAUAGAGUGACUGAGAACGGCGAAACACAAAUCUCGAUGUUGUGCAAGAAUAUGACAGCAACGCAUUUAGGCAGUCCUUUGCAGAGACUUGCACAUGUCGUCUCAAACCAGAAUGAGUGUCUCGAUGUGAAGUAUAAUAAUUUCAUAAAACAAUACCGAGAGACUUCAUGGGAAUCGCCGGCAGCGAUUAGUAUCAUGAGGCAGUGGUAUCAUCAGACUUGCACGGAGUAUGGUUACUAUCAGACAACAAACUCGAAGAACUCAAUCUUUGGAACGCUGUUUCCGCUGAGCUAUUAUAUCAACUUGUGUACCGAUUUGUACGGCGAUUACAAUAACAAAAAAAUAUUAGAUUCACGCGUUAAACGGACGAAUAUAAUGUAUGGAGGGCAGCUACCAGAUUUGAGAAAUGUUAUUUUUACGAAUGGCGAUAUCGAUCCAUGGCAUGCGUUGUCGGUACUCAAAGACCUAAACACUUUCUCCCCUGCAAUUUUCAUUAAUGGAUCUUCGCAUUGCCGCGAUCUUUACAACGACGAACUCACGGACACGCCUGACUUGAAGAACGCGAGAGAAAAGAUUCGCGACAUAAUUAGAGAGUGGCUUUCGUCAUAAAUGUUUUUGUAGAAUUUUUUUGCAAACGUUUUUGUUUGCGAUUUCUGGGACGGGAAAAAAAUAAUGAGACUAUGCUUUUGUUUUUGAUGCAUUUAAUUGUGACGUGUUAGAAAAAUUAUGUACAAUAUUUGAUAUAUACGUAUAGUGCAUUUUCAAACAACUCAUAUCAAUUAAUACAUUAUCUACAUGAUACAAAAAUAAAAUUACAUCCUCUGAA